AUGCACAAGAUACUGCUAGAAGAAGAUGCCAAACCAUCCAUUCAAUCUCAAAGGAGGCUGAACCCAAUUAUGAAAGAGGUGGUGCAGAAAGAGGUUAUGAAGUUAUGGCAGGGAGGGGUGAUAUACCCUAUCUCAGACAGCCCAUGGGUCACCCCUGUACAUGUUAUCCCAAAGAAGGGAGGAAUAAAUGUAGUUCCGAAUGAGAGGAACGAAUUAAUUCCUACAAGGACCGUCACUGGAUGGCGGAUGGAAAAAUGUCACUUCAUGGUGACAGGAGGAAUAGUCCUUGGUCAUAAGGUUUCUAACCAGGGUAUUGAGGUGGACAGAGCUAAAGUGGAAAUUAUUGAAAAACUUCCUCCACCCGGUGAUGUCAAGGAAUUUGAUAUUGAAAUCAGAGACAAGAAAGGAGUGGAGAAUAAGGUAGCAGAUCACCUCUCCAGAAUCCCUCAGGAUGAAGGUGGGGCACAUGAUACUCAAGUGAACGAGCUCUUCCCUGAUGAGCAAUUGAUGAUAGUUCACAAGGCUCCAUGUGGUCAGAUGGAGUCCUCAGAAGAUGUGUUUCGGAAGAAGAAGGACGAGAGGUGCUAUGGAAUUGCCACAACUCAAGUAUGGGUGGAGGCAAUUGCAACUCCAACAGAUGAUAACAAGGUGGUUAUGAACUUCCUCAGGAAGAAUAUCUUUAGCCGGUUUGGAGUCCCAAGAGCCCUCAUCAGUGAUGGAGGGAGCCAUUUUUGUAACAGACCAUUAGAGGCUCUUCUCCUAUGA
Messenger RNA from Arachis duranensis, 765 nucleotides. RefSeq lists its product as uncharacterized. The transcript is spliced from 4 exons. Gene Ontology annotation, molecular function: nucleic acid binding. The record is from RefSeq and is a predicted model, not a curated record. The coding region runs from base 1 to 765 and encodes 254 amino acids. Lineage: Eukaryota; Viridiplantae; Streptophyta; Magnoliopsida; Fabales; Fabaceae.